Molecule: messenger RNA, 300 nt
Organism: Naegleria gruberi
Lineage: Eukaryota; Heterolobosea; Eutetramitea; Acrasida; Naegleriidae
Exons: 1
Biological process (GO): termination of RNA polymerase II transcription
Cellular component (GO): cytoplasm; mRNA cleavage factor complex
Molecular function (GO): ubiquitin binding; mRNA binding; phosphatidylinositol binding
Source: RefSeq, a predicted model, not a curated record
UCCUUACAGAAGGAUUUAAAAACCAAUUCGUUAAUGGAUAUUAAAAAAUUGACUAGUAUUGCUAGGGAGGAAAUUAAAUAUUGUAAAUCUAUUGCAAAAGUUAUUUCUACAAGAAUUAAAACAGCAAGUGCAGAGGAGAAACUUCCGAGUCUCUAUUUAUUAGAUUCAAUUAUUAAAAAUAUUGGAGGAGAAUAUAUUGAUGAAUUUAGUGCUGGAAUUUCGGACUUGUUCUUUUACUCAUUCAAAGUACAAAUAGAUUUGAAUAUUCAAAUUAAAUACUUGAAAUUAUUAAAAACUUGG